AGCAGCGUAUUACUUGUUAUUGUAUUGUCCUCGUACGUAUCCGGAACCUUUGAAGGGGGAAGACUUUAACGGUAGGACACAGUGUAAAUAUGGCUGAUGUACCGGACAAUGCACCUGAGCACUGCCCAGGCACACAAAGUGAACAAGCUGGGAAAUCAUCAUCAUGUCAGGGUUGUCCCAACCAGAAACUAUGUGCCUCUGGAGCUACAAAGGCCCCCGACCCAGCCAUAGCAGAGAUUGGAGCAAAGCUGUCGACAGUCAAACAUAAGAUCCUUGUGCUGUCUGGUAAAGGAGGAGUGGGGAAGAGCACAUUCAGCGCUCAUCUGGCUCAUGCACUGGCGAGUGACAGCACCAAGGAGGUUGCGCUGUUGGAUGUAGACAUCUGCGGUCCAUCCAUUCCUCGAAUCAUGGGCUUGGAGGGAGAACAAGUUCACCAGAGUGGUUCAGGCUGGUCUCCUGUGUAUGUAGACGACAACCUGGCAGUGAUGUCUAUAGGCUUCCUGCUCAGUAGCCUUGAUGAUGCUGUGAUCUGGAGAGGACCCAAGAAGAACGGGAUGAUCAAGCAGUUUUUGAGGGACGUUGACUGGGGGGAUCUGGAUUACCUCAUCGUGGACACGCCCCCUGGCACAUCCGAUGAACACCUGUCUAUUGUGCAGUACCUGAGCUCCACCCACGUGGACGGAGCUGUCAUUAUCACCACACCACAGGAGGUAUCGCUGCAGGAUGUACGUAAAGAGAUCAGAUUCUGUCAGAAGGUCAAGCUCCCUAUCAUCGGAGUGGUGGAGAACAUGAGUGGAUUUGUCUGCCCCAACUGCAAGAACACCUCACAGAUUUUUCCUCCCACAAGCGGUGGCGCUGAGAAAAUGUGUGCUGAUCUAAAUUUACCGCUGUUAGGAAAAGUACCGCUAGACCCCAGAAUAGCACAGAGCUGCGACGAGGGCAGGUCUUUCCUCAACGUAGUACCCGACUCCCCUGCUGCUAAAGCCUACAAAAGUAUUGUGCAGAGUAUCCAUGACUAUUGCUCCCACCGUGAAUCUGAGGAGCACAACGCCACAUGAAGCUGCUCUGAUAACAGCCGCAGGAACACAAGGAUGUCGGAGAGUUUGUUAAACGCGAAAACGCACUGAGAAAAGACCAAACCAUUAAAAUUGUCUCCACAUCUGGCCUGAUGUGGACAGAAUGUGAAGUGCAGUGACUCCUCUGGGUUUAUUCUGCAAGGAGACGAUGUGACGACAAUGACCAAACCUCCUGAGGCCGAUUCUGAGCAUCAGAGCUUACAAGAAUAUGAAACUAAGAGAUAAUAUACCCAGAGCGUUAAUUUAGUGAUGUAUUUUGUACUUCAACUUGACUGUCAAAUAUGUAAAGGAAUAAAGUAUUUGAUAUCUAAAUUUUUUGAGC
Messenger RNA from Sphaeramia orbicularis (orbiculate cardinalfish), 1398 nucleotides. RefSeq names its product nucleotide binding protein 1 (MinD homolog, E. coli) (gene nubp1). Gene Ontology annotation, cellular component: cytosol. The transcript is spliced from 10 exons. Gene Ontology annotation, molecular function: 4 iron, 4 sulfur cluster binding; ATP hydrolysis activity; ATP-dependent FeS chaperone activity. The record is from RefSeq and is a predicted model, not a curated record. Gene Ontology annotation, biological process: iron-sulfur cluster assembly. NCBI's taxonomy places the organism in Eukaryota, Metazoa, Chordata, Actinopteri, Kurtiformes, Apogonidae. Bases 90 to 1058 code for a protein of 322 amino acids.